Symbiodinium sp. CCMP2592 is the source of this 2337-nucleotide messenger RNA. NCBI's taxonomy places the organism in Eukaryota, Dinophyceae, Suessiales, Symbiodiniaceae. The record is from the annotation of a GenBank genome assembly.
AUGGUGCCUGGGCUUCGGCUUUCCUUUCUGACUCUUCUGACGUUUCGGGCGCUGAGGGCGGAGGAUGCCACCUUCACAAAGCGCUUCUCCAGGGAGGCUACACGCUUGCGUGUGGAUUUGCUGCAGAACUAUGACAAGGUUGUUCCUCCAGAGAGCGAUCGCUUGGAAAACUACAGCGGCGCUGGGACCGAUGUUGCUAUGCAAAUCAACUUCUUCAAGGUGCAAGGAGUUGAUGCAUCGACGGGUCAGAUGCGCCUCAAGGUCUGGGUUCGUAUGGGCUGGAUUGAUCAGCGCCUGAGCUGGGACCCGGCAGAGUACGGCAACAUCAGCCAGGUUCAUUUCCUGAGCCGGCACAACACCGACAGGGAGAACUCCGAAAUCUGGCUGCCGGAUGUUCAGCUGUGGAACGCCAAUGUUGGCACCGAGCUCUCACUCGACACCACCAACGCCGUUGUUCAGAGUUCUGGAAGCGUCUUCUGGAGCCGGCCAGGUUUGCUAGACACGCUUUGCAAGUUCUCUGGCUUAGUUGCCUUUCCCUUCGACCGCCUGAAAUGCUCGAUGGAGUGGGGUGGCUGGACCUUCUCUGGCGGCUUCCAAGGGAUCGAGCUCAUGGGCCAAGGGUAUGCAGAAUCCACCACGGAGGACACAGCGGGGUCGUCAUACCAGGAAUACAGCAUCGAGGCGAUCCGCAUCGAGAAGAGGACCAACUUCUAUCCAAACUUCCCCAGCGAACCUUGGACGCUGGUGAAGUACAGCAUCACCCUGAGCCGAGCCAGCUUUUACUACUGGUUGCUGAUCAUCUUUCCGACCGUGCUCAUCACCUACCUCUCCUUUGGCGUGUUCUUCAUGUCGCACGAGGUCGGUGAGCGCCUGUCCUUCGGGAUCACUUUGCUCCUCGUCGUGGAGGUGAUGAAGGGAACUGUUGCGACGUUCGUUCCUGUCUGCGGUGAGCUGCUUUGGAUCGACCUCUUCAUGCUGAUUAACACGAUCUUCUGUUGCCUCAGUCUGAUCGAAACGAUGGCCGUGCUCUUCUUCGCUUUCCACAUGGAUGAUCACUUCCUGCCCGCCUGGCUCGCCUGGCUCGCUCCCUGGUGCCUUUGCCGGCCCGAAGGCAGCAACAUUGCGGAGUCGAAUGCGGGACGAGUCUACCGCCAGCUCAACCGGGAGCAUUCCAGCCUGCUUCGCGAGAGUGCCAGCAAGCUGACGAAGGGCAACCGCCUUCAGGAGAUAUCUCAGGGCAAGCUGUCCGAGACGGACACUGCAAAGCUGAUCUUCUUCGAAAACCUCUUCUAUUUGCUCGACUCGGACUCCAACGGCUUGAUCACAGUGGAUGUGCCUGGGCGGGUACCUCUUCAGCAGACUCUCGUCAGAGUCAUGGCCAUCGACAUCAGAGUCGGCAGCUCGGUGCCGAUGGGAGUGUCGGCAUAUGUCGGCAUCAUGUCACUGAAAGCUGUUGGCCUCAUUGGUCACUUCGUCGUGGAGAACUACGGCAUCGAGCGGCCGGUACCUCUGCCUCUUCAACAGACUCUCGUUGGUCGUGGUCAUCGUCAUCAGAGUCGGCAGCUCGGUGCCGGUGCACUGUUGGGCUUUGCGGCUAUCGCCCAGGAUGGCUGGUGGGGCCCUGGCUGGGGGGGCCCUUGCUGGGGGGGCCCGGCCUGGUAUGGUCCCUACCCGCCAGCUGGCGGCGGGAAGGGCGCUGGCGGCGGGAAGGGCGCUGGCGGCACUGGCGGCGGAAAGGGCGAUAACAGGUCGACGACAAGCACCCUGAGAGGGCAGAUGAUCAGCAGACUGGAAGGCGAAGUGCAGCGCCUUGAAGGAGACCUGACGCAAGCCAGGAUCGACCUGACCGUCGCGGAGUCGGAGAGAGAUGACCUGAGAGACUCCGCUUCCAGACUCCAGCGGCAGCUUGACGAGCAGCGGACCGCCCACACUACCGAGAUCCUUGACGUCCAGAAGGCUGCUGCCGAUGAGUUGCUGGAUGCCAAGGCAAAGGCUGGGGCGGAGAUCGAGCGGCUCGGCAAGCAGAUCUCCGACAUGGCGUCGAAGCACCGCUCCGACAUCCACUCCGUGGAAGGCCGGCUGCAGACGUCUCAGCGCCUCUUCAAGGAGUCACAAACGGAGCUGCAGAAGGUCAGGGGCGAGCGCGAUGACGAGUAUAAGAUUCGUCAGGAUCUGAGGCGCAAGAUCGAGUCGCUGGAGAACAGAGAGAAGUCCCUGACGAACCAGCUGAAGGAGCAGACGGAGUUCUCAGAGAAGAAAACUCUGGAAGUCAACAACUUGAAGGCCGAGCUCCAGCUGAUUGCCAAGGGCCAGGGUAAGGGCAAAGGGAAGAAGUAG